AUGCCUUCUUCAUCCAAGAUCAUCGCUAUCUCCCUUAUUGCCGGUGCCUCAGCUGCUCCGUUGAACCUCUUCGGUACCACCUCUGCUUCUGGUAAAACCUCUACUUCAGUUAGCGCUGGCGCUUCUGUCAAUGCUGCUACCAACGCUGUCACUGAUAUCACAGGAUUCACCAAUGCUUUCUUGAGCUCCGCUACUGGUGGUGCCAUCACCACUGUCUCCAAGCUUGAGAGCCAACUUGGUUCAGCUGUUGGAGUAGCCAGGACCAUCGCUAUGAACACUUGGGCUUCAGGUCAAUGUCUCGCUACUUACGCGGACAUCAACAUGUGCACUGAGCUCAGCGCUUACCUCUCGGCUGUUUACUACGCUUUCGAGCAAGGUUGGUCCGCUGCUCAACUCUUCGCUGCACUUGGAGCCGAUCGAGUCAACAAAUUCCAAUCCCUCAUCAGCGCGCUAUGCGCUCAUGCCGAAGCCUCCAGCACUUGUUCACCUCUGCUCUCCGCUUGGCCCACCUACCUCACCGCCAUGGCUCAAGUAGAUGCUUCCAUCGUCCACCAGGCCACUUCUCAGCUUACCGCCAACGGUAUCAUCACCUUGAUUGAUGCUGCCGACGCCGGUACUCACCUCGUUAGCGGUCUCACCUCAGGUGUGAUGAGCAACGUCAACGCCAUGGUCGGAGCUACUGCCAAAGGAUCUUUGGGAACCGAUAUCUUAGGUCUUCACCUCAGAGACGAACAUGAACAAGCUAAGCGAUUCCUCGGAUUGGAGAACCUCUUCGGCCACAAAGCAGAAGCUACAGCCACUGCUUCCGUCGCUGCUACCGCGCAGGCAUCAGCUACUGCCGCUGCAGCUGCGGCCGCUCAAGCCCAAGCUCAAGCUGCUGGUGGGCUCAACAUCGCCAACAUCGUCAACGCUGCUGGAUCUCUCACUGCCGGUACCGCCGCUCAAGCUCAGGCUCAAGCUGGUGCAGGUGCUCAAGUUGGUACAAACGUCAUUACCGGAUUGACCUCCAACAUCCCCGUUGUCGGCGGAUUGGUCAAUGGUCUCCCAUUAGUUGGCGGAGUAGUCAACACUGUCGGAGGAGUAGUCAACAAAAUCCCCGUUGUCGGUGGUGUAGCCGAAACUGCUACUGGUCUCGCAGCCGGUCUUACAGGUCAAGCUUCUGGUACUCUCGGUACCGCCACCGACCUCGUCGGAGGAGUUAACGUUCCUGCACUCUUAUCUCUCAAUGGUCAAGUGUCAGGUGCUGCCAAUGCUGCUACUUUAGCUGCUGGUUCGGUCGCAGCUACCGGUCAAGGUGUACUUGGAACUGCCACUCACCUCUUGGGUCUUAGAGAUGUUGAUCUCGCUGUUGAGAUUGCCGAAGGAGAUGUCUUCUCCCAUCUCUCUGACGAACAUAAACGAGAUUUACUCUCUGGUUUACUCGGUAACCCCACUGGUAUACUUAACAACGUUCCUGUCGUAGGUGGACUCACCAACGGACUUCUCGGCGGACUUACCGGUGGUCUACUCAAUAACCCGACUGGAGCCGUCGGUGGAAUUCUCAGUAACCCCACUGGCGCUGUUGGCGGUAUUGUCAAUACCGUCAACCACCUUCCUGUAGUUGGUCCAGUUGUCGGAAACACCGUCAACUCUGUUCUCAACACCGUUGGACAUCUCCCAGUGGUUGGAAACGUCGCUGCUCAAGCUACUGGUGCUCUCAACAGCGCUACCAACGCUGGGCUCAACAUUGGUCAAAAUGGUCUUCAACUCGGUCUGAACGAUGUCACCUCAGCUGCCGCCGGUGUUGCCGGUCAAGCUGGGUUACACCUUAAGAGAGGUUUACUCGAUGGACUUCCUUUACUUGGUGCUCUCCCUGUUGGAAAUAUCGUCAACUCCCUUCCGAUCGUUAAUAACCUCCCUAUCGGCGGGAUCCUCUCCAACCCCGUUGGAACGGUUCAACAAACAGUUAACAACCUCCCUGUCGUCGGUGGUUUCGUGCAUGGUCUCACGGCCAACCUCCCAGUCGUAGGUGAACUUACCGCCAACGCUGGUGCCCAGGCCCAAGGAGCUGCCAAUGCCGGACUUAACCUUGGUGCUGGUGGAUUAUCAGCCACUCUCAAUGGAGUUACCUCUGCUUUGGGUAACGUAGCUGGAUCUACCGGUAUUCACCUCGGCUCGAGAGAUGUUGAUGAGAGGGACCUCCUCAACGGUCUUCUCGGUUCUUCUUCAAACUCUCAAGGUGGUCUGAUCGGUAACAACCUUCCUAUCGUCGGUCCACUCGUUAAUGGUGUGACAUCCAACCUUCCCAUCGUUGGGAAUGCAGGUGGUGUCUUGUCUGGAGUGACCAACACCGUCGGUCAAUUGACCGGCACAGUCGGAAACACCGUUUCUGGCUUGACCCACAACUUGCCUAUCGUCGGUAACUUGGUGGACGGUUUGACUCACUCUUUACCUCUUGUCGGUGCUCAAGCUUCCGCUGCUGCUAGUGGUGCUGCUCAAUCAGCUACCAACGCGGGAUUGAACAUCGGUGCUAAUGGUCUACAAGGUACCCUCAACAGCGUUACAGGUUUGGCUGGUGGUUUACUUGGUUCAGCCAACCUCCACUUGAAAAGAGAGGCUUCACCUGAACCCAUCCUCGGUCUUAACUUGCCUUUAGUCAACUCUUUGCCAAUUGUCAACUCCCUUCCUGUCGUUGGUAACGGACAAGCCUCUGCCUCUUUGGUUGACGGAUUGAAUGUCCAAUUGGGUCCUGUCCAAGCUCAAGCUCAGGCUGCCAUCCAAGCUACUCAACAUGGUUUAUCCUCCGUACUUGGUGCAGGAUUGAAAGUUGGCGAUUUGGUUAAUGCUCAGACUCAAGGUGUCGUAGGUGCUUUGAUUCACUAG
This is a messenger RNA of Kwoniella botswanensis, 2862 nucleotides long. RefSeq lists its product as uncharacterized. The transcript has 3 exons. NCBI's taxonomy places the organism in Eukaryota, Fungi, Basidiomycota, Tremellomycetes, Tremellales, Cryptococcaceae. Bases 1 to 2862 code for a protein of 953 amino acids. The record is from RefSeq and is a predicted model, not a curated record.